AUGCGCAGGCGAUCUAAGACUAUAAAUGCCCCACUGGAAGUUAAAGAAAAUGAGAGUAGAUACCCUGAAGAGAAGGAAGAGGCGUCUUUCCCUGAUCUGACAAAAGACCAGAAGAUUUGCCUCGAGAAGGAAUUGUAUCCCGAGGAGGAUGUGAGCUGUCAGUUUACUGAAUGCUUUUUUGACACGACAAAAGGGGAUGUGGUUGGUGAACGUACCUUACGUUUGAACACUAAGGAAAAUUUGUUGAGAAGGACACCUGACUCUUUGGGGGAUCAGUGCUACUUGACACCUAAUAGGGACAAAGCAGAAGAAAACUCAGACUGUGGAAUACCAGAGAAACAGAGGAAAACGCCGGUUGAUUUUGCAACUGUAACAAUUGCUGAGUUUGGGAUUACUGAGGAAAGUUUUGCUAAGCGAUCUCUAGGGAAGUCUCCAGCUUCAUUAAAAUUAAGACGAAGAUCAACAAUUGGAGUACGGGGGUCGCCAGAAAAUAAUACCCUUAUCCAAUACCUCGCCCAGCAAAGAAGCAACAGGAAAACAGAAGCUUUUACACAGCAGAUGAGUCCUUUCAAACGUGAAAAUGUCAGGUCGUUGAAGUACAAGAUAGAUGCCUUUCAGAUGUCUUUUAAAUCCAUACAAGAAGCUGGAGGGGAGACUGGCUUCUCUGGACUGUCACAAGCGGAUGAUGCAGGCUCUUCUGAGAACAAAGUACCUGAUACAGAAGAACAGCACGUGGAUCAGCAGAGUGAAAACUUCCUGUCAGGCAACAGUGGAGCAGGUUUGAAAGAAAAUUUGAGGCAAAAUUUGACCCCCACCAGUAGGUCUCAUACCAAGAUCUGCACCAUCUUGUCUUCGUGCCAAGGGGCAGCUGUCACGGAACCUGCUGCUGCCCUUUCAAAGGGUUGGACUUACGACCAACACAGUCCUGUUGAGUCAUUGGAGGCUGUUCUAAUUCAAGAUAACUUAGAAACAGGUGUCAGUUCUGACCACUUCGCUGAAGAUGUUAGAAGUGAUGUCACACCAGAUCUAAGCAGAAAGAGAGUCGGUUUUGUGGAGGAACCGAGCCUGGAAGUAUUUGGUGAAAGCAAGCCACCCAUCACACCACUACAAACAGGAAAUGCUUCAUUAAAUAACCAUAAACAGAGUGGCUCCCACCUGCGAUCGGUAUUGAAAACUCCAGUGAAGCAACUAAUGGAGAGCACAAAGGAAUACUGGAAUGAUGCAGCUGACAGAGGAGGGGGUGAAUCUCCCCCAGUCUCCAGUUGUGCACAAAUCUUUGAAGCCUUGCAAACAGAGAAAGCUGAAAACCCAAAGAAGAAAAGAGUUACUUUUGGAGAAGUUCUAAGCCCAGAAAUAUUUGACGAAACUUUGCCCGCAAAUACUCCGUUGCGUAAAGGAGCGACACCAGUCCGGAACCCGGAGUUACAAAGUCGUAGCCCUUUUGCAAGGUCGAGUCUCAGCGAAGAACCCUUGUCCCAGCCGGACUUUGACUGCGGUGAUGAAUGUGUUGAGCCUCUUCAAGAGCUAGUGGAGGGUCCUGUUGCUGCAGAAGACCUUUUACCUAUUGAAAAUGCACAAGCAGAACCUGAAAAAUCUGAUGUGAUAGAAACUCGUUCCUCUACUAAAAGGAAGCGUGGCACUGGUUCUGAGGGGACCGAUUUUAACGUCUCAGAAGCCACGAGCAGUAAGAAUGCUGAAGGUACUAGAAAUCCCAGACAGAACAAGAUUCAGAGACAAAAGAACGUAACCACAACUGCUGCCAAAAAGACACAGAAAACAAAGCGUGCAAGCUUUGGUAAAAGAAGAAAGAAAAAAGUAAAAAAACCCUUAUAUGGGGAAAGAGAGAUGGCUUCUAAGAAACCUCUUCUCAGCCCUAUUCCUGAAAUUCCAGAAGUUUUCUCUGCUGCCUCAUCUCCAAACUCAACAGCAAAUGCACUCUUGUCAGAGGACGUGUUUUUAGAUGACACCAAAGCUGGGAAUUCAAGCAAGGAUGUUGAGCAGCAGCCAGAGGUUGAAAGAAGGAGAGGGAGAGACAUGUCCACAGUUCCUAGCUGUGUGAGCCCUGAGGAGCAGGACGCUGUAGAGGCCGGCAGCUCCAGCGAUGGCGCCGUGUUCCCGCCUUCCGACGGGGAUCUGAAUUCUGCUGCAGGCAGCAGUCACAAGUUUUCAAAUAUUGCGCCAGAUGUGACGUGUGGUUUUGGUACAUCCAGUGAUUUCCAAGAAGGUACAGAGACUGCGUGUGUAAAAGAGGCAGAAGAAAAGGGUUUCUGGAUGGAAAAUGACAAACUUCAAGGAAAUCUCCUAAAUAAAGCAGAACAACUAACUGGGCUAGAAUUUCUGGAGCAACAGGACACUGCUGUACAUGAGGCUGCCCAAAGUGUCCGCAAAAAAGAUUCUGUAAAAGGUAAUUCACCAAGAAGAAGUAGAAGAAGGAGAAGUAGUGCCUGCUAUUUUCCUCCCGUUGAAAACUUGGAAAUAACUGGAAGUGAUCUUCCACUUUCUUCUUUUAAUGUGGAAGAAGUUUUAUCUGCUCCUCAGCUCAAAAAUGACUCCUUAGAGCCUUUUAGAAGACAGAGCUAUAACAAUGGGGAGAGAAGAGUGAGGCGCAGCAUGAGGUUCCACAAGGAUACAGAAGCUGAAGGACUCGCGUGGAUUCAAGUACCCAGCCCUCCCCUGCCAGCUUGUAAAAUCAGGAGAAGAAGCACAUCCGUCCUUACAGACUCUGAGAAUAUUCCGCACAGCGAAGAAAAUCUCAUCCAGUUUUCAGCACCAGGAAAGGAGAACAAUGACUCUGCUCAUCUUGCCGACGGUCCCUGCAAAAGGUGGAAGAGGAAAAGCCUGGGCGCAUCCACACUUCAAGAGCCAAGAGCUUGGUCUCAAGCACGGAGAAGGAGUGUAACAAAUCCUGUGGAUAGGAAAGACAGAAGUAACCAAAAACACUAUGAAGAAGCAGAAAUAUUUCCUAACAAUAACAUUUAG
Messenger RNA from Apaloderma vittatum (bar-tailed trogon), 2979 nucleotides. It is a transcript of the gene CDCA2, whose product is annotated as cell division cycle associated 2. The record is from RefSeq and is a predicted model, not a curated record. Gene Ontology annotation, biological process: regulation of mitotic nuclear division; regulation of chromosome segregation. Gene Ontology annotation, cellular component: chromosome; nucleus. NCBI's taxonomy places the organism in Eukaryota, Metazoa, Chordata, Aves, Trogoniformes, Trogonidae. The transcript has 15 exons. Bases 1 to 2979 code for a protein of 992 amino acids.